Molecule: messenger RNA, 1773 nt
Organism: Diaporthe citri
Lineage: Eukaryota; Fungi; Ascomycota; Sordariomycetes; Diaporthales; Diaporthaceae
Exons: 1
Coding region: 1-1773 (590 amino acids)
Biological process (GO): tRNA processing
Molecular function (GO): flavin adenine dinucleotide binding; tRNA dihydrouridine synthase activity
Source: RefSeq, a predicted model, not a curated record
AUGGCCGGGGACAUAGCUGCUGCUGUUGCAGACCCGGCAGUGCGGCCGGCCAAGCUGCAUGGUCGCGCAUUCUACGAGAGCAUCGGGAGCCCCAGGUACAUCGUGGCCCCCAUGGUGGACCAGUCCGAGUUCGCCUGGAGAAUGCUGUCACGAUCCUUCCUCCCCGAGUCCGAACGGCGCAGCAUCCUCGCAUACUCGCCCAUGCUCCACGCCCGCCUCUUCAUGGACGGCCAGAAGUACCGCGACUCUCAUUUCCAGCCCACGCGAUCGUCCAAGUCCCAGAUCACCUCCAAGCCGCACGCAGGUGCCGCGACCGGCAGCAGCGAUUCCGACGAUAAGCCGUACCUGGACGGGAACCCGGCCAUCGACCGACCCCUCUUUGUGCAGUUCUGCGCCAACGACCCCGAAGCCCUCCUCUCCGCGGCGAAGCUCGUCGCGCCGCACUGCGACGCCGUGGACCUCAACCUCGGCUGCCCACAGGGCAUCGCGCGCAAGGGGCACUACGGCGCGUUCUUGCAGGAGGACCAGGAGCUCAUACACACCAUGAUCAAGACGCUGCAUGAGAACCUGUCCAUCCCCGUGACAGCCAAGAUACGCAUUCUGGAGACCAAGGAAGCGACGCUGGCGUACGCCAGGAACGUCCUAAGCGCGGGGGCCAGCAUCCUGACGGUGCAUGGGCGCAGGAGGGAGCAGAAGGGCCACAUGACGGGCGUCGCGGACUGGGAGUACAUCAGAAACCUCCGCGAGAACCUGCCGCCCGAGACGGUCAUCUUCGCCAACGGCAACAUGCUGCAGCACGGGGACCUGCGGCGGUGCCUGGACGCCACCGGCGCCGACGGCGUCAUGGCCGCCGAGGGAAACCUGAGCGACCCGGCGCUGUUCGCAACGCCGCCGCCGCCGGGCGAGGAGACGAGGGAGUACUGGCGCGGCACGGACGGCCGCGGCGGGUUCCGGGUCGACGCCAUCAUGCGCCGGUACCUGGAUAUCAUGUACCGGUACGUUCUGGAGCAGGAUCCUCCGGCGAGGCUGCCGCUGUUCGUGCCCGGGGAUGACGAGUCCUGGCUUCGGGAGCUCCAGAAACGGGAUGAGAAGAACGCAACUGAGGCGGAGGAGCCCGCGCGGAAGAAGCGGAGGAAGGACGGCGGCGGCGGAGCCAAGGUCACGUCCAUCACGGCCGGCCCCAACUUCGUCGGCAUGCAACCGCACCUGUUCCACCUCCUCCGGCACUUCGUCACGAGGCACCACGACGUGCGCGACGCGCUGGCCAAGUCGAGGCUGGGCGACAUGGCGGUGUACGAGGGCAUCCUGGCCAUGGUCGAGAGGAAGGUCGCCGAGGGCCUGCUCGAGUACGAGCGCACGGGCGGCAAGAGCGUCGAGGACGAUGGACGGAACGGCGCCUAUGAGAAGGGGUCGCGGGACGCCGACGCCGCUGUGGAACAAGCCGUCAAGGGCAACGGCGAGGCCAAGACUGAUGCCGAGGACGUCGUCAUUGACGACCCGGACAGCUCGGUUGCCACCGUGAAGAGGUGCAAGCGGCCGUGGUGGGUAGCCCAACCCAUCGUGAGGCCCCUCCCGGCUGAGGCGCUGGCGAAGGGCGCGAUAUCGCUCGGGAAGAAGGAUAAGAAGGACGCCAAGAAGAAGGCGGACGCCGAGGGACCGCCUGAUGCUGUUGCUCCUGCCAUCAAAGCGGACGAGAAUGGCACUGCCGGACAGGUGGCAGAGUCCCUGGAGAAGACCACGGACUUCCCCGAAAGCAACCUGGUUUCUGGAUAG